AUGCUCGAUCCGUUUCCUUUCCCUCCACCGGCGGGGUUGGUGUCAUACAUCGAGCCCAUUGCCGACAAACUCGCCCUCAAGACGCUCCCGUACCAUUUCCACGAGGUCGUGUUUGCCUUUACACUCUAUCACAUCACAAACAAGUACCUGUCACCAGCGUUCUCUCGCUUCUUCUUCCCCCGGAUAUACCCUACCUUCAACGCGCGAACAAAGCUGAACUGGGAUGUCCACAUUGUUUCUUUCGUGCAGAGCACGCUCAUUAACAUCCUGGCCCUCUGGGUGAUCUUCACCGAUGACGUUCGGACCGAGAUGAGCUGGCAGGAUAGAGUGUUUGGUUAUACCGGUGCUGGGGGCUUGAUUCAAGGCUUUGCUACGGGAUACUUCGUUUGGGACCUUUUCAUCACGCUCCAGAACGUGACCGUAUUUGGCCCAGGCAUGCUUGCGCAUGCUGUAUCCGCCUUGUUUGUGUUCUCGCUUGGAUUCGUGAGUAAACCCUAUCAUUACAAAUGUCCCAGGCAGGAGUGCAGACCGACACGACCUUUCGUUAACUUCUACGCCCCGACUUUCAUCCUCUACGAACUCUCCUCUCCAUUUCUCAACAUUCACUGGUUUUGCGAUAAGCUCAACCUUACUGGAUCUAAGAUCCAGCUGUAUAACGGCAUCUUCUUGCUCGUCACCUUCUUUUCUUGCCGUCUUGUCUGGGGAAGCUAUCAGUCCGUCCGUGUGUUCACGGAUGUGUACCGCGCCAUGACCAUGGAGCCGGGCACCCUUCAGAAUGUCAAGUUCAACAAUGAAACAAGCGCUGAUGGAAGCCUCAUCCCGGACAAUGACAUCAUGCGGUUUGCUGGGGAAGGACAGGUCCCUUUUUGGCUUGCGGGCUGCUACCUAGCUAGCAAUCUUACCCUCAACGGCCUCAAUUGGUUCUGGUUCGGUAAGAUGAUUGCAACAAUCAGGAAACGAUUCGACCCGCCCCUCGGUACGAGGAAGGCCGAGGAAGCUGCAGCGGCGCUACCGGAGGAGGAGAAGGUCUUGGUGGAGGGUAUUCAUGUGGAGACCCCGGGUGUGGAGGAGCUAAACGGUGGAGACUACCUAGGCAGCAAGCAGAUCGAUGUGCAGAAAGGCAAGAAGCAUCUAGAGGUGCAGGCCAAUGAAGUUAGGAGCCGAAGCACCAGAAGGAAGGGAUGAUAGGUUCAUCUAUCAGCCAUACCGAGCGUAGGAAUCCGCUCCAAGCCAGCAUCGAGUUCUACCAAGACCCUGUCUCUAAUCUCGCACGCUGCCACCUUCUACCCCGCUGGCCGUCGAUGCUCCCUUCACGAAAGAGGCGACGAUACGCACUAUUUCCACGAAGAUGAUGUUCCUAGAUAUUGGAGCAACAGUUCCAAGCUUGCUGAGCCAUAGUUCAAACAGUAGUUUAGGUGUUGAGGGUCUUAAGAAGGUCAGGUUUUGAUCAGAGUGACCAGACAGAUAAUAUGCAAUAUAAUGCCCAGUCAAUUUUCCUUUUUG
Molecule: messenger RNA, 1503 nt
Organism: Aaosphaeria arxii CBS 175.79
Lineage: Eukaryota; Fungi; Ascomycota; Dothideomycetes; Pleosporales
Product: DUF887-domain-containing protein
Exons: 2
Coding region: 1-1185 (394 amino acids)
Biological process (GO): lipid homeostasis
Cellular component (GO): membrane; endoplasmic reticulum
Source: RefSeq, a predicted model, not a curated record